UACCUGUGCAGGUUAUUACUACCUUCUAACCGCAACUCCGUGUUAACACACUUAUUACUAUUUAGGUUCGGUGACAGUAACCCGCCAGCAGCCAUGGCCGAUCCCGCGAACGAGGAGGAGCUGCUCGACUACGAGGAGGAUGACGUAGCUGAGGCUGAGGCUGUUGGCAAGGCCGGCCAGGAGAAGAAGGGCUAUGUUGGUAUCCACGCGACUGGUUUCAAGGAGCUCAUGCUGAAGCCAGAGCUCCUGCAGGCCAUCGCAGACUGUGGCUUUGAGCAUCCAUCCGAAGUGCAACACGAGUGCAUUCCGCAUGCAAUUCUUGGCAAUGACGUGCUCUGCCAGGCGAAGUCUGGUAUGGGAAAGACGGCAGUAUUCGUUUUGUCCAUUCUCCAGCAACUGGACCCCAAGCCCAACGAGUGUCACGCAAUUAUCUUGUGCCACACGCGCGAGUUGGCGUUCCAGAUUUGCCACGAGUUCACACGUUUUAGCGCAAGAAUGAAGGGCGUGACAAUCGGGAACUUCUAUGGAGGCAUUCCUGUUACACAAAACAAGGAGACGCUCAAGAAGUCGGUCCCGAAUAUUGUUGUCGGAACGCCCGGCAGGAUUAAGCAGCUGGCCAAGGAGGGGGCGCUCCCCUUGAAGCACGUGCGCUUCUUCGUGCUGGACGAGUGUGACAAGAUGCUGGAGAAGCUUGAUAUGCGUGCGGACUGCCAGGAGAUCUUUAAGAUGACGCCACACGAGAAGCAGGUCAUGAUGUUUUCCGCUACGCUUAACCCGGAGAUGCGAGCCGUCUGCAAGAAAUUCAUGACCAACCCGCAAGAGGUGUACGUGGAUGACGAGUCCAAGCUCACCCUGCAUGGGUUGGUGCAGCACUACGUCAUGUUGCACGAGGAGGAGAAGAACCGGAAGCUCAACGACCUGCUCGACGCUCUGGACUUUAACCAGGUGGUCAUCUUUGUGAAGAGCGUUGCCCGAGCCAAGAUGCUCAACCAGCUUCUCAACGAGUGCAACUUCCCAAGCGUCUGCAUCUAUGGAGGCAUGGAGCAGGAAGAGCGCAUUAAGGUAUAUAAAAACUUCAAGGAGGGCAAGCACCGCAUCCUGGUUGCUACCGAUCUAGUUGGCCGCGGUAUCGACAUCGAGCGCGUCAACAUUGUUAUCAAUUACGACAUGCCAGAGUCGGACGACAAAGCGAAGGGCGAGUCCAAGCACGGAAAUGGCGCAGACACCUACUUACACAGGGUGGGACGCGCUGGCCGCUUCGGCACGAAGGGCCUGGCCAUCACCUUCGUGUCGUCGCAGGAGGACUCGGCAGUACUUAACGCUGUGCAGGACCGGUUCGAUGUGGACAUCAAGCCGCUGCCGGAGAAAAUUGACGCUAGCACAUACAUGAACACGAACUAAAUGCAGGUCUAGGCUCGCGCAGGCUAACUGGUUGUAGAUUACGAAGUUUGACUGGGUCAGCUGCUUCACGCUUACGCUUACGGACGCAGUUGCGCAUACGUUUCAGCAUGUUGCCUGCAAUGCUGCGGCGUUGUUUUUUGGUGACCUUUAGGACUUUACGCACGCCUUGUUCCUCAGUGGUUGUGGACGUGGGAAUGUGCGUGGCUAGGCAGAAGUGGCUGGGUAGUUGAUUCCUACUGCCAUUGACGUGGGUACUGGACAAGCUAGUUUGUGCACAGACGCGCUCUGGACAGGCUAACUCGCGCACAGACGGAACGGCGUUAAAGUUUAAUGACUGGUGACAGCUAUGACUACUUGUUGUGGAUGCGUCAGCAUGACGUACAACGGUAUAAGCCGAGGGGUGUUCAAGGGGAACGGUGAAGUGUGCACGCCACUUCGGCGCAAUUGUAAAGGAUAUGCUUGUGAUUUGCUUGUUUUCCCGGAGUUACCUGUGCAACAGUGCCAAAAGGCACGUGCAGCUGUUGGGGCACUUACUAAUCAAAGCCUCGUCCGGCCAUUCGAUUCCUCGGUAUCUGCCGCGACAUGUUAAAUAUGUAAAUUCUUUACCAU
Volvox carteri f. nagariensis is the source of this 2010-nucleotide messenger RNA. RefSeq lists its product as uncharacterized. Bases 94 to 1401 code for a protein of 435 amino acids. NCBI's taxonomy places the organism in Eukaryota, Viridiplantae, Chlorophyta, Chlorophyceae, Chlamydomonadales, Volvocaceae. Gene Ontology annotation, molecular function: RNA helicase activity; ATP binding; RNA binding. The transcript has 9 exons. The record is from RefSeq and is a predicted model, not a curated record.